GCCGCACGACGGUACAGCGAUUUUACAGAGUGUAUUAACUUCAUCCGAGUUUCAUCUACACCGGUAAACGUAGUCUGUGCGAGUUAGUUUAUACCAAAAACGAUAACAAGAUGGUCUCAAAGCUGUUUGUUUCCGUGUUUGUGCUCAUGGCCGUGGUCAGUGUGUCGUUCUCCGCGACCGAAGAAGACGAUGCUGCAAAGGUCGUGAACAAGAAAGAAGACGAUGCUGCAAAGGUCGUGGACAAAGAAGAAGACCAUCAUCCGGUCGUCCGAGAGGACCUCAAGAAAUUUUUGUCAAUGUUGGAGAAAAUCGACGUAGACCAGAUGUUGAACAACCACAGGUUGAUGUCGAACAACGUCAAAUGUUUUCUGAACGAAGGACCGUGUACGGCCCAACUGAGGGAAAUGAAAAAAAUGUUACCUGCACUGGUCAAAGAUAGUUGCGCGUCAUGUACCAAAGUGCAAAAAAACAUUAUCAAAAAAUCCAUGGAGGCGAUUCAAGCUCGACGUCCAAAUGAGUACAAACAAGUUAGCAAAUUUUUUGACCCGGAGGGAAAAUACCAGAAGAAAUUCUUAGAAAACUUGAACACAGAUUAGAUUUUUAAAAAUAAACCUGGGACAUGAUAAUUCAGAUAUUUUUACAACGAGGUUCCCAGCUGGAUGUAACCGUCUAUAAUUAAAUAAAUUAUUGUGAUUUGAUUAUCUAAUGGAAUAUAGGUAUUAUUAUUUUUGUUAUUAUUAUAUACUAGUAUGUAGGUUAUAUGAAAUGAAACAGCUUAUAAUUAUAAUAUUUACAAUAUAAUAUUGGAAUUAUUACUAAAAUAAAAUAUAUUUUUUUGUUUUUAUUGGGUAACCCGCGGCAACAUGGGCCAUUGGGUGUGGGGGAGGGCACUGUAAGUUUUUAAAUUGGGUAGGUUGGUACACGUGUGUGUUUUGUUUUGGUAGAAUUUCUAAUGGGGCACCCGUAGGUUUCUGCCGUGCCCCGGGGGUUGGGGGAUGGCGGCACUUGUUCUCUGGACACCGUGACUUGCCCGAAGAAAAAUGCCGCCCGCGGCUAAGGUAUCGAACUCGGGUCGGCUGCGUCGCAGCCGACGGCUUAGUCCGCUCGGCCACUCCGUCCCCCUAAAAUACAUUUAAAACAACUCUUAUCGUGGGUUUUAUUGUGUUUGACAAUAAUAAUUAUAUAUUUCUGUUUAUAAAUACUUGGAAUUUACAUUGUAUGUAAGUCGACAAAAGUGUAAAAUAAUAUUUUAUAAUAUUAUAAUUCUUUUUAAGUACCUACUCGUAAAAUAAUAUUAUUUUUAACCAAUAUAAUAGCUAAUCCAAUGUAAAAAGUCUUAAAAAUAAUCAUAAUAUUGUUUAAUUCAUUGUUGCAAUACAUUUUGAUUAGGUUUUUUUUAAAUUGUAAAUACUUGAUUUUAAUAUUUACAUACAUUGAAAAAUGUUAAGUUUU
Messenger RNA from Metopolophium dirhodum (rose-grain aphid), 1452 nucleotides. RefSeq names its product ejaculatory bulb-specific protein 3-like. The record is from RefSeq and is a predicted model, not a curated record. Lineage: Eukaryota; Metazoa; Arthropoda; Insecta; Hemiptera; Aphididae. The coding region runs from base 111 to 596 and encodes 161 amino acids. The transcript has 2 exons.